GGACAUUACUAGUGUAACAUACGGCUAACGUUAUAGCAUGUAGCAUUUGCAUAAACUUGAAGGAGAUCUGUGGAUAAGUGUUAUCCAGUAUACUAUGGUGUGAGACACUGAAAUGGCUGGUCGUAUUCCUCUGGUUUUGCUGGCCUGUGGCUCCUUCAACCCCAUUACCCACCAGCACAUGCGGCUGUUCGAGCUGGCUAGAGACCACAUGCAUCAGACGGGUCUGUAUCGUGUGGUGGGUGGCAUUGUAUCUCCUGUCGGUGAUGAUUAUGGUAAACAGGGUCUUGUUGCUUCGAAACACAGACUUGCUAUGGCAAGACUUGCCCUGCAGAGCUCUGACUGGGUUUCUGUAGACGACUGGGAGAGCCAGCAGGAGGAUUGGACAGAGACUGUGGUGACCCUGAGGUACCACUACGACCGCAUAGCUGCUCAGUACCACAGCAGCAAGGACCCGCCCACAGUCUCUGAGGUUCCUCAGCUGAAGCUGCUUUGUGGAGCAGAUUUCAUGGACACGUUUAAGGUGCCUGGUCUGUGGAAGGAUGAUCACGUAGAGGAGGUGGUGGGCCGCUUUGGACUGGUCUGCGUGAGCCGAGGUAGCCUGCAGCCAGACCGGGCUAUACAUGAGUCCGACUUGUUGUCCAGGCACAGGCGGAGCAUCUUUCUGGUUCGGGAGUGGGUCCAAAAUGAGAUCAGUGCUACAGAGGUCCGACGAGCCCUGCGGAGAGGCCAGAGUGUUAAAUAUCUCUUACCAGACUCGGUCAUUGAUUACAUGAGAGAGCACAACCUUUAUACACAAGACAGUGAGAUGAAGAACAAAGACGUUAAACUACGACCUCUUACCAAGCAAACAAAGACUGAUAACAAUACAUAGCCUCCAGUGGUCUUAGUCACAAGUAAUAGCAAAAUAUGUUUCAAAAGAUUACAUUUUUCUCUCACUUUUCAUUUUGAAGAUGCGAAAGCAGCUUUAGAGGAGUUGCAUAUUUUGUCUUGUGUAAAGUGAGCGUUAUCCAUGACCGUGGUUUCCUAGUGUAAUGUGUGGAGAGGGAUUUAGGAAUUUAUCCUGUCUCUGCAGGAGUUAGAUUUGCCAGAUCACUGCAGAGCAGUAGGUCUAUGUUCGGCAGGUCUGGGAUUUGUUGACUUUUGCUGAAUGUCACAAGGAAGAUAAAUAACAGAGCCUUUACACUUUGGAGAGCAAACAUUGCUUCUUCCAUUUCCAUUUGCACAGAAAGCGUCAUUCAUGUUGUCAGAUCCCUAAAGAUGUUUCAUCAAGCUUUGUCGGUGGGGGGAAAAAAGAGUUUCAGACAAAAUAAAAUAGAAGAAUGUGGGAGAUUUGAGGCGAUGUCUAUCUGAAUCGUUUCCUUUUCCUUGUACCACUGACUGUGAGUUUUGGCUCAAACCGGCUAGUUGCUUUAAGGGUGUUUUUUGCAGUGUUGAAGCCCUCCUGCUGACAGUCUUUGUGUGUGGAGUUUGGGUUUUAAAGAAAGCCUUUAUUCAUGCUGUCUUGAAAGAAAAGCCAGAUGAAUUAAUUCAACACAACUAGUCCCACUCUUCUAGAUGGCUGCUGCUUUGCACAGAAGGGCCGUGUGUGCCAAUUCAAAGCAUCAGACACUUUAACUGACAGAUGAAAGGAGUGACAAUGCAAUUUGAUCUUAUAUCAAGCACAAACCUACUUUUCUUUUAUUUAAAGAACAAAUAGACUUCAAAAUUAUGUAUUUUAUGUGAGUUAAUCUAAGAAGAGAAUUGAAAUAGUUUUUAUUUGCUACUUUAUAUUAAAGAAAUCUGCAUUAUGUGUAAGAGUAUUUUUUGUUAUCGGUAGCAUGUUGCUACAUUAUAUGGGGUAAGUUGUCACAAUGGGACCUACCAUUAAACAUUAUAAUCUUUUCA
This is a messenger RNA of Sinocyclocheilus rhinocerous, 1884 nucleotides long. RefSeq names its product nicotinamide nucleotide adenylyltransferase 3 (gene nmnat3). Lineage: Eukaryota; Metazoa; Chordata; Actinopteri; Cypriniformes; Cyprinidae. The record is from RefSeq and is a predicted model, not a curated record. Gene Ontology annotation, molecular function: nicotinamide-nucleotide adenylyltransferase activity; nicotinate-nucleotide adenylyltransferase activity. The transcript is spliced from 5 exons. Gene Ontology annotation, biological process: NAD+ biosynthetic process. Gene Ontology annotation, cellular component: mitochondrion. The coding region runs from base 113 to 871 and encodes 252 amino acids.